UUGCAGGUAGCAAAUACGAAAAAGACACAACAAGUAAGGCCAUUGUUGAUAUCUCAGUUAAAAGUUCUAAAAGUGUUGUGUUGCAAUUUUAGUCAUGGUUGUUCAUUUUAUUUGCUGCAGGUUCUCGCUGAAGAUGGUAUGAUCGAGCGAUUUGUUGGUCAUCCUCGUGAUGCCGCUGCAAUAAGAGCAACGUUUGCUGGUCUGUGGUCCAUUAAUGGUGACGAUCCAAUAACAAAGAAACUGAUAAAAAAUGCGGUAGCACAUCCCUCCCGGUUCGUCUUGAAGCCGCAGUUGGAAGGUGGUGCUGGAAACUUUUAUGGUGAAAAGAUGGCUGAGAAACUCAAAAAUAUGGAAAAGGAUGAACUGGGUGCUUUUAUAUUGAUGGAAAGGGUUCAACCUCUUGUUGUAGAGAACUACUUAAUAAGAGCGAUGCAACCUGUGCAGUUAUCGAAAGUUGUUAGUGAACUGGGAGUUUAUGGAUAUGCUCUUGGUGAUCGUGGAAUGGCAGAAGUGCGACAAGGAGGGCAUCUUUUACGAACUAAGGGCGAAGAUGUUGAUGAGGUGAGAGUUCCAUGUGGCCCGUCUUUCAAAACUUUUCGUUUCUUUCAUAAUUAUGGAGAAAACACUUGCAAAUAUCGACAACCCUUUCAGAAGUUGUUCUGA
Molecule: messenger RNA, 663 nt
Organism: Strongylus vulgaris
Lineage: Eukaryota; Metazoa; Nematoda; Chromadorea; Rhabditida; Strongylidae
Source: the annotation of a GenBank genome assembly